Dictyostelium purpureum is the source of this 2691-nucleotide messenger RNA. RefSeq lists its product as uncharacterized. The transcript is spliced from 4 exons. The record is from RefSeq and is a predicted model, not a curated record. Gene Ontology annotation, cellular component: P granule. The coding region runs from base 1 to 2691 and encodes 896 amino acids. Gene Ontology annotation, molecular function: protein binding; piRNA binding. Gene Ontology annotation, biological process: regulatory ncRNA-mediated gene silencing. Lineage: Eukaryota; Evosea; Eumycetozoa; Dictyosteliales; Dictyosteliaceae.
AUGGGUCCAAAACAAGAUUCAGAAAGAGGUGGUCGUGGUGGUGGCCGUGGCGGUGGUUAUGCCGGUGAAAGAGGAAGAGGUCGUGGUGGUGCUGGUGCUGGUGGCAGAGGUGAUGGUGAAUAUCAAGGUGGUGGUAGAGGAAGAGGUCGUGGUGCUGGUAGUGGUGGCAAUAAUGAACAACAACAAUAUUCACCACAACAUCAACAACAACAACAACAACAAUACUCACCACAACAACAACAACAACAACAAUCACCACAACAUCAAGAUUUCCCACCAAUGGGAAGUGGCGGUCGUGGUGGUCGUGGUAGAGGCCGUGGUAGUGGCCCAAGACCAGUUGAACAAGUUAACGAGCCAGUUCCAAUGCAAGUUACACCAGUUCCACAACAACAACAGCAACCACUACAACAACAACAACCAACACCAAUGACAACAAUCUCAACCCAACCACCUGCUCAAGGCUCAAUUUCAAGAAGAGAAUUAGUAAAGGAUGAUGACAUUGAAAAUGUUGCUUCAGUUCCAGUUGCUAAAAAAACAAUCCAAAGUAGACAAACCUCUAUAAUAACCAAUUUUUUCCCAAUCAUCUUUAAAGGUUCAUCUAAAAUCUUCCUUUAUCGUUUAGAUUUCGAACCAGAACAAAUCUCAAGAGAUUCUAGAACCAAACUCGUCAGAGAGUGUCCAGGCUUCAGCGAUCUUGUUUGCAGAUACGAUGGUGCUUCUUUAUUAUAUACCUCGAAUAUCAUCAAAUCCAACUCGUUCAUUGUCAAUGGUGUUAAUAUUUUAAUUAAAUACACAUCUGAAUUUGACCAUACUAGCAAGGUUGCCACUCAAUUCUUCAAUAUUUUUACUAAAAUUCUUUUUAGACAAAUGAAUUUUUCUUUAAUGGGAAGAAAUUAUUAUACCCCAUUAAAUAAAAAAACUAUUGAAAAAUAUCAAUUAGAAAUCUGGAAAGGUUAUUCCUCAGCUAUCUCUCACACUGAAGCUGGUGUAAUGUUAAGAGUCGACACUUCAUCAAAAGUCGUUAGAAAGAAGACUGCCUUAGAAACCAUCAAGGGAAUGAACUACAGAAAAUCCCAAUGUGAAGCUGAAUUAACCUCUUCUAUCGUCGUUACUCUCUACAAUAACAAAACCUACAGAAUCUCAGGUAUUGAUUGGAAUGCUAAAGUCACCGAUAAAAUGGAAGGUAACACCACAUUCCUUCAAUAUUACCAAAAAAAUUAUCCAAAGUCUGUUAUUACCGAUUUUAACCAACCAUUACUCAAGUCAGAAGUCAAGAUGAGAGGCCAAAAACAACAAAUCUAUUUGGUCCCAGAACUUGCCCAUUUAACUGGUAUCUCUGACGAAAUGAGAAAAGAUUUCCAUAUUAUGAAGGAUAUUGCAGAAGAGUCAAACAUGGAUCCACCAAUGAGACAUUCAAUCCUUGACAGUUUUGUUAAAUCUCUCAAUACCAAUCCAAAGAAUGAAAAACAAAUAAAGGAUUGGAGCGUUGCUUACCAACCAUCUCUCACUGUCAACGGUGUAAUUUUAGAUCCACCAAAAUCUAUUCCAAACAAUACUUCAGUCAAGGGUUUGAAGUGGUGUUUCAUCAUCGAUAAAAGAGAUUUCGAACGUAAUGGCCAAAAUUUACAUACCUUUAUCCAACUCAGCGGCUUCCCAAAUCCAACCGUUGUCCACCCAGAUAUGCCACGUAAUUUCCGUGAUGUUCGUUCAAAUCUUUAUACCGAUAUCAUGGAGAAAUAUGUCGAGCAAGGUUAUAGAUUCUUUUUAAUUAUCAUUCCUCAAAAUAACCCUGAAGUAUACAAAGGUAUCAAAGUUAAAAGCUUUACAGAAUACAAAGUUUUAACACAAUGUAUCUUUUUAAGAACCUUUGAAAAAGGUCGUCCAGUUGCUCUUAAAUUAAAAAACCAAGUUUUCGCCAAACUUGGUAUUGCUCCAUGGACUAUCAAUAACGUAUUUAAAGGUGUUCCAAAAAAAACUAUGAUUGUUGGUAUUGAUGUAGGUCACAACUCUGAUAUUCGUGGUCGUUCUGUUGUUGGUUUUGUAUCAACUCUUGAUGAUUCUUUCACCAAAUAUCACUCACGUUGCUACUUGCAAGAAAGACCAGGCAAAGAGAUUAUAGAAACUCUUUGUAAUGCCACCAAGGAAGCUUUAGCUGCCUACUUCAGAUUAAAUAAUACUUUACCAGAAUUAGUCAUUGUUUAUCGUGAUGGUGUCGGUGAUGGCAUGUUAGAUUUGGUCAACAAGUUUGAAAUUUCUGAAAUGCACAAGGCUUUCAGCGAAACUCCAUCAUCAUGGGGUGCCAAACCAAAACUUAUGUUUACCGUAGUCAAGAAGAACACAAAUGCUCGUUUCUUUACCAAUGAUGCCAGAAAAGGUAAUCCAGAGCCAGGUACCCUCAUUGAUAGUCAAAUUACCAAGCCAAACUGGUAUGACUUUUAUCUUGUCUCACAAGUUGCAUUCAAGGGCUCAGUUAAUCCAACCCAUUACCAUGUCCUUUGUGAUGAAUAUGGAAUCCCAUCAGAUUGUUUCCAUUUCUUCACAUUCCAAAUGUGCCAUCUCUAUUACAAUUUCGAAAAAUCCGUUAGAGUACCAGCUCCAUGUCAAUAUGCUCAUCGUUUAGCAUUCUUAAUUGGUCGUACUGUCAAUAGAAAUGUAGCCCCAGAGUUAUCCCAAUAUUUAUAUUUCUUAUAA